Molecule: messenger RNA, 2834 nt
Organism: Patiria miniata (bat star)
Lineage: Eukaryota; Metazoa; Echinodermata; Asteroidea; Valvatida; Asterinidae
Product: ankycorbin-like
Exons: 1
Coding region: 851-2458 (535 amino acids)
Molecular function (GO): protein binding
Source: RefSeq, a predicted model, not a curated record
GAAUUUUUAAUUGUGAAAAGUUGCUGCCGUAUACACUGUAUACAGUUGGACAAUAAAAUAUUUUCACGACAGUGGUGUAACCAUCCAAGUGCCUGUUAGCCCUGGACACAGUGGUAUGUUAUUAUUAUUUGCUCAUUUGGUAUGCGAGGGAUCCCAUGCGGAGAGCGGGUGUAUCAAUAACUUUAUGGAUAUUAUUUAACUCGGCCUUGUAUUGAGCAACACUCCCGUGGGCACAUAAUAUGUGGAGAACGGUGCAUCAUCAUUAUCUUUAUCAUCAUCAGCAGCAUCAGCAUCAGCAUCAGCAUCGUCAUCAGCAUCGUCGCCUGUGCCAGCCGCAUUAUGCAGCAUGAUUUAUUGUGAGCCCAUCUUGCGACUUAGAGUAACGAUGGGGAGACUAGGUCCAGUCCGUGCCGUGCAUGAUAAGCCCCGUAAGGGUUCCACGGACAAGGGGUACAUGGUGAGACAAAUUGCAUAAAUUUACCUCUAUGCGCUCAGCAUCGUAUAUCACACGCUCACGACUCACUCACCGGCGGGGAAGUUGUCGUUUUUUCCCCUCGCUUCAACGAUCGCCGGAACUUGGCAUAAUUUAUACGAGCAAAUAUUGGAAAGUGGAUCGCAGUUUCUGUGCCGAUCACCGGCGUGCCGGUCAUGUCAUGGGUGUUAUCCUCAUCCUUACAGAGUCCAUGAGGCGAGUUCGUUUCGGUUGGGUUGUGGUGACUUUCUUCAUUUCACGCUGCGUACAUAAUUACAUCCGGUAUUGCUAUGUGUGGAGUCAUCGAGUCAGAAAAUGACAGUCUGGACGGCGUACCACAAAGACUGAGGGUUUGAAGUCCCGUAGACGUGGCCAUGAAUGCAGUUCAUGCUCCCGUCUUUGCGAAUCACUAGACACUCUGGAAACAUGUCAUCUAGAGAGAACGCAACUCCACCUGCUUUGCAGACACUUUUCAAGCGUGUGCCGUCCAUACGGGAGAGAACGAGACGUGGAAGCCUCGGUCAAGUCUCAGGAGCUAUUGCCAUUCACGAUGCCGUGGCAAAAGGAAAGAUCCAUCUGGCUAAAUUUAUCUUGGAUGCUGUCGAGGGUCAGUCUCUUGUGGACGCACAGGAUGUUCACGGUAAGACACCUCUCAUAAGAGCUACGAGGAUCAAGGAUGCAGAGGUACGCAACAAAGUCGUAGACUUGCUCCUUAGCUACAAGGCCAACGUAAACCUCUUGGAUCACGUGGGACGGAGUGCCCUGAGUUACGCCUGCGAGUUGCACUGCAAUGGCGUCAUCAGGAAACUGGUCAGGAACAAUGUAGACCCUAACGUGGAGGAUCACAACGGCAACACGCCCCUGAUGUACUGCGCCAUGGCCAACAAUGCCGAGGCUAUUGAGAUAAUCUCUCGGUCUUUCCGCAGACUUGGCCUGGAGGUGGACAAGGUAAAUGCUGACGCCAUGACGCCCCUCAUGGAAGCUGCUAAGAACGGCUACGUUGAGUGCGCUCGGCUACUGGCCAGGGAAGCCAAAGCAUCGGUCAUUGUUCGGGAUGUGGUGCGUAACAUGAACGCAGCGGACUGGGCGCGAGAGGGUGGCUGUUCCACCCCUGAAGUUGAUAUCUUGCUUCCAAAACAACGGACUUCAAAACAAUCCGCCUUGAAUACGGCAAUUCACGAACACACCAAGAAGAGCUCAGCAACAAACGGAACUCUGACAUCCCAAAAAGAUGGACAUACUGCGGCAUCGGUUGAAUUGACUCAACACAGCCCAACUACCUCUUCUCGAGGCAGUGUUCCUGCAGGCCUCUUUACUUCCAAGAAAGGAAACGCAAGAAAACACCCUUCCAGCAUGGAAGAAUUAUCCUGCAGGUCCAAGGAAAUGCAGUCGCUCGGUAUGCCGGCAAAUAGGUCUAGUUUUCCUGACGUUCAAAGAGCGGGGAUGCAACACAACACAGUACAGGAGCACCACCAGUUCCCGCAUUUGAGUAACGACGCGCAGGAAAACCUGAUGGUCCUCUCCAAGGGCAGUGCAUCAGCGGCAUCGCGUGGAGGUUUGUUCACAAAGAGACCCCAGCCUCCAGCUGCACCGAUACGCCCGUGUUCCGCCGCGGCGCAAAGACCCAAAAGAGGAGUUCGUCAUCCUUCACACACCUCUACCUCUGUGGAGGAUCUUUUGCUCAUGGGUGACCCCACUGAACCCCUCAUCGGUUUAUCACAAAGCCCGCUGAAGUCAAGUAGCAUGAGUCAUCUGAUGUAUGAGCGAGCUGACGCGAGCGGUAUGAUCAGCCCGCGUUUUGUUAAACGGAGUAUCGGCAGUGAUACACUUAUUGAUCUGACAAUCGUCUCACUGAGAGAACUCUCUGGACGACCCAGGACCUCAUCACAACCUCUACCGAGUACAGAUCCUGGUUUGACGAGCGACAGAUUGGAAUCUGUUUCCUGCACGCACCUUCCGCCAAUCACUCCAAAAUACGACCAGUAAUGGAAACCUAGUCUUUUCUGACCAAGUGGCAUUCCUUUAUCCGUAUUAAAUCUUACAAACUCUGUUAAAAUGCAGUGUUCUUAAGUUUUCUCUAUGCGAAAUUGUAAAUCUCUGUUUAAUUGUAAUGGGAAUGGAAACAUUAACGGCUCCGGCUUCUCGCGUUUUAGUUGAAGCCGUCAAAGCUUGUGCCUUUCCGACUAAAAAAAAACACGUUGUUUUUUCGUCGCGGUACACAAUCUUAAACAUGCUAUGAGAUUAAACAUGCACCCUAAUGUUCGUGGGUCCGUUGCUUAUUUUGUAAUAAUCGAUAUUAAUUACGCGGAAAAACAGUUUGAUAAUUGACUUGAUGAAUACAAUCAAAACUGGUCGACUUUUC